GUUACGUAGGAAAACUCAGGGUUCUGGGCUUGGUGGAGGACCCACAAGGGGCAGUUGUUUUCUUAGGGUAAUCGUGACUCAGAAAGCAGUCACAGCAGGCCCGGUAAGUGCCAUGGUCUCCGGAUGUCAUCAGUGCCCCAGGGCCUCUAUGGGUGCCAGGCUGGGAAGAUGAGGAGGGCAGGGCUUUAAGCGCCGGAAGAUGAACAUUGUACUUCGUGACAUGGAAUAAUUCCAUCCCACCAAGAGCCUGGAGGAGGGCCUCUGGGACUGCCCUCCCCUUUUCUAUCUUCCCACAGGACUCCCCAGGGCGCUAGGUGCCCUUGCUCAAUAUUGCCUUUGGUUAGUGGCCACUCCCUAGCUAGGUGUGUGUGUGUUUGUGUGUGUGUGAUGGGGGAGGCUAUAUCUCCUGGGCAGUGGCCAGUGAGUUGUCUGCUUCCCAGUCAUCCCAAUUCUGGGCUCCGGGCCCAGUUUUUUAGGGGAGGGACAGGACAGGGGCUGGAGCAGGAGGCGGGGACAGCAGAGCUCCAAGUUGAAUCGAAAGCACUUUGGAUUCAGAAUCAAACUGAAAAGAGUGACAGCAGGAGCCAAGUGACUUCAGUCUGUUCCCAACCCUCCCACCCUAGGAGGCCCCAGAGCCAGGAUAGGAGUGGGAGGGGAGGGGUCCCAGGCUCUACGAGGAAAGGAACAGCAGAUGCCCACACCAGACUUGGGCCAGGGGCAGGAAUAGAUUCCCUCCAUGAGGGAGCAGCCUCCAGCCUACACCCUGACUGACAACAUCCAGAAGAUGACAGCUCCAUGGAUCCUCCUCUUCUUCGUUCUUGGUGGCUGGCCUUGGGUCUUGUCUCUGGAGAAGCUGAAAGCAUCCCCAGAUGUUGUUCAGUGUUAUCAGGGUCUUUCAUGUCGCCUCAAGGAAAACGACUUUCUCUGUCUGCUGGGGGGAAUCGAGCCCAUUAAAGACCCUGUGCUGGUGCCCACAAAGCUGCAGACAGAGGUGGUCCUUCAAUGCAGGGAAGAAAGUAACUGUGAUCUCUGUGUUCGAGUGACCCUCUAUCUAACAGUGCAGGAAUCUCUGGAGGCGGAAGUCAUACUCUCCUUCAAGGACUUCCUCUCUAACCGCUGUGUUUUGGUGGAGGUAGAGGUGUCUCCUUCCAUGGUACAGCCGGGCCAAAAUGUGGGCUACCUGGUAUUUGACUGCUUUAGGGCACCAGUAGGGGAUGAAGUGUGGAUCUGGUCCUAUACUCAGCCCCGUUACCAGAAGGAACUCAAUCACACACAACAACUACCAGAUUGCAUCAAACCUGAAUUGUGGAACAAUGUCCAGAGUUGCUGGGGUAUAGAAUGGAGUGGGGUCCUGCCCUGGUUCAACAUCUCCGCGGAAGGGGAUGCUGUACAGCUGGUGAUGGAUGUCUCUGCUGAGCAGAAUUAUGUCCUUUUCCUAUACUGGAAUCAGACCCAGGGUUUAAGCACAAGAUUUCAUGAAGUCUUGACAGGACCACACAACAUCACUGUGAACAACACGGAUCUUGUCCCGUGCCUCUGUAUCCAGAUGUGGCCAAAUGUGCUAGAUGCCAUCAGAAACAGCCACUGCCCCUUCCAGAAGGAUCCCAGGGCUCACAAGAAUCUGUGGAAUCAGAGCAAGCUGAAUCUGACAUUCUCGACACUCUGGGGGGAGACAGCCCUGAGCUGGAUGGUGAAAGCACCCUGCCCCUUGUCUGCAGAGAUGGUACUCUGCUGGCAGCCAGUGGGUAGUGAGCUUUGCCACCCUCUGCCUCUACCCCUGCCUCGGGAGAAUGUCAUUGUAAAUACCCUUCAGCAUCUCCCUAUGCUGACUCUUCAUCCCAAUAUUUGUCUUCAGGUGUGGAGUAGGGGAAAGCCCCAAAUUCAGAAGUGUCCACCAAAAGAUGUUCUAGGUCCCCUAAGGGAUGACAUGCUACUGCUCGAGACUUGGGGAUCUGUGGAAAACCACUCCUUCUGUGCCAUGGAGAUCAGUGGGUGUACCCCACUGCCAAGCCUGGCCCACACGAGAGCAGCCUUCCUUGGGAAACAGCUUCUUCAAGACUUGCAGUCUGGUCAGUGUGUACAGCUGUGGAAUGCCACAGGGACCUUGUGGGCUUGUUCUCUUCAGAAGUACACCCAUCAUCGCUGGGUCCUGGCUUGGCUGGCCUUCCUAGCCCUGGCUGCCUGCAUCCUGCUCCUCCUCCUGCUCAACAGAGAUGGUAUGAAAGGGUGGCUGCAGUUCUUGAAGGAGGACUACCGCUAUGGGGGGGCUGCCCGCGGCCGCAGAGCCCUCCUUCUUUACUCUCCAGACCACCCCAGCUUCGAGCGCCUCGUAGGCACCCUGGCUUCAGCCCUUGGGCAGCUGCAGCUCUCAGUGGCCGUGGACCUGUGGCACCGGCAGGAACUGAGCGCCCUGGGCCCCCUGGCAUGGUUCCAUGCCCAACGACGCCAAGCCUUGCAAGAGGGCGGGGUGGUCAUCUUGAUAUUCUCGCCCGGGGCAGUGGCGCUCUGCCGGGAGUGGCUCCAGGAGGUGGGAGCUCCCCGGCCCCCAGCUCCCACUCCGGACACCUUUGCGGCCUCUCUUAGCUGUGUGCUGCCCGAUUUCUUGGAGGGCAGGGCGUCUGGCUGCUACGUGGUCGCCUGCUUUGAGGAGCUGCUUCCCCCAGAGUGUAUACCCGACCUCUUUCAUUCGGUACCAGUCUUCUCUUUGCCCUCCCAGACGUCUGCCUUCCUGAGGGCCCUAGUAGGGCCUGGCAAGGGGCACCGGGACACUGUAAAAGCUCAUGCCACAAGAAUGGGCCAGUACCUGCAGCCUGCCCUGGAGGAAUGCCUGCAGCUGGGGGCAUCGUCCUCUCUCUGACCCACUCCUGGCUCCUCGCCUAAUAGGCCCAAGGGCGGCAGCGAGACCGAAGUCCUUUGUAACCACCUGGAGCGAAGGGCCCCUCCCCACCGUGAAGCCCGCCCAUCAGUGCCUCAAGACGUGUGGAUUUGGGGAGAGACGGGAACCCUUCCCGGCUAGGAGUGUCUGGGGAACGCCUGCCUAGGGUUGUGCAGGCAGUAAAUAAAGAUAGUCUUAUUUUUGUA
This is a messenger RNA of Monodelphis domestica (gray short-tailed opossum), 3081 nucleotides long. The record is from RefSeq and is a predicted model, not a curated record. Lineage: Eukaryota; Metazoa; Chordata; Mammalia; Didelphimorphia; Didelphidae.